GUAUACUUCCAAAUAAUGAGAGCUCAGCAUAACAGGCAUUUCCUCCUGCUGGCCACCACCGUUCCUCACGUCAACAAACAAGCGAUGCCAUCAGUUGCGCAACACUUGAAAAGCGCUGGAGCGCGCGACGCUGUUGACAGACGCUGCUCAGGAGGGCUGCGAUUGGUCCGUCGCGGUGGGUGUUUCCGCAUUCCGGGAAGAGCUUUCGUCAGGAGCGCAACACCCGAGAGAGGACCGCCGCGUCUCCGUGAAGAAGCGCCCUCGGUGAUCCCCGGAGGAGAAGUAGCGGCGCGUUGCCAGGGAGCAGGGAUGCCUUACAUGUUCGUCAGCACGCAGAUCCGACUGGAGACUGGUCCAACAAAUGUGGGGGAUGAAUAUUCGGAUCUUUCUGUCAUGAAUUACCUGGGAGCAAGGAAAACCACAAUGCUGGGGAACAAUUUCUCCGAGUACCAUGUGGACGACCCGCCUCGCCUGGUGCUGGACAAGCUGGAGAAGAUGGGCUUCCGCGUGCUGACGAUGACGGGCGUGGGACAGACGCUGGUGUGGUGCCUCCACAAGGAGACGGUGUGAUGGCGUAUCGAGCGUAUCGAAAUGCCUCGAGAAGCCAUGAACAGGACGAGUCAUGCUGAAGAAGUUUGACAGCUACAGAAUUGGCCCUUUGUCAAUUAAAAAUAAAGUCUUAAAAGUUCUCCCAGACGUAAAGUUUCAGAUUACCUUCCAUAGGUGACAGGUCACCAAUCUCAAGGAACUAUCAAACUACAUUCCAGAGCACUUCAUAAGGUCCUGACUUAGCCCUUCGUGUUUGCUGUUUACUCGCGGUGACGAGGUGGCAGUGUUGAGUGAAGUCCAGUUAAAAAGUUAAUAUAUUAGCCAGUAAAACGUAAAGGAAUGUCUCUAAAUUCAGCCUUAGCAAAAGAUGGCAUGCCAGAUAGACAUAUUUGUACGUAAUGCAACUCUGUAAAGAUGUUUUAGAAACUGCAUCAUAUGCGCAACAUUAAAUAAUCUAAUGACGUGGA
Pseudoliparis swirei is the source of this 1016-nucleotide messenger RNA. RefSeq names its product GTP cyclohydrolase I feedback regulator (gene gchfr). Gene Ontology annotation, molecular function: GTP cyclohydrolase binding. Lineage: Eukaryota; Metazoa; Chordata; Actinopteri; Perciformes; Liparidae. The record is from RefSeq and is a predicted model, not a curated record. Gene Ontology annotation, cellular component: nucleus; cytoplasm. Gene Ontology annotation, biological process: negative regulation of biosynthetic process.